Xenopus laevis (African clawed frog) is the source of this 2873-nucleotide messenger RNA. RefSeq names its product solute carrier organic anion transporter family member 2A1 L homeolog (gene slco2a1.L). The record is from RefSeq and is marked provisional. Gene Ontology annotation, cellular component: membrane; plasma membrane; basolateral plasma membrane. Gene Ontology annotation, molecular function: prostaglandin transmembrane transporter activity; transmembrane transporter activity; serine-type endopeptidase inhibitor activity. NCBI's taxonomy places the organism in Eukaryota, Metazoa, Chordata, Amphibia, Anura, Pipidae. Gene Ontology annotation, biological process: transmembrane transport; sodium-independent organic anion transport; prostaglandin transport.
GAGAGGCAGAGAGAGAGAGAGCACGGGACAGAGACUGUUACAGAAUGCACAGAAGACAGAACAGAACAGAAAGGAGUCUCCCAGGCACAGCUACAGGUAGAAGGGCUCAUAUCUGAAGUCUAUAUUCCCUGGCAUGUGCUGCCUUUAAACUUUUGGACUAAAAUUUGAGAUACCUGAAGAAGUUCUGCUGCUACACUUUAAACAUGGGAGUCAAACUGGUAGAUAGCAAGGCAGAGAGUAAAUCCAUAACUGGCUGCAAUAAGGGAAUAUUCAACAAUAUCAAGGUGUUUGUAGUUUGCCAUGCUCUCCUGCAGCUUUCUCAGCUCUUAUACAGUGCUUACUUUAAAAGUUGCCUAACCACCAUUGAGAAACGCUUUGGGCUUUCAAGCUCCUCUUCUGGCCUUCUCUCAAGUAUCCACGAGAUCAGCAACGCUGUUCUCAUCAUCUUCGUCAGCUAUUUUGGAAGCCGAGUUCACAGGCCACGAGUCAUUGGUGUAGGAGGUCUUCUACUGGCCUUGGGGACGUUUCUUCUGACCGUGCCUCAUUUUGUAUCAGAGAAAUAUCAGUUCACUGCACUCGAUAGUGGCAACAAAAGUCAAAUUCUACUGUGCACUGAAGAGAACAGGACUUCUCAUUGUAAGACACAAGGCCAGCACGUAUCAACGACGACCAACAAUGGGGGCACCAGCAUGUGGGCAAUAAUGGUGGUGGGGCAGCUGCUGGCUGGCAUUGGUACUGUUCCCAUACAGCCUUUUGGCAUCUCCUACGUGGAUGAUUUUGCUGAACCAAACAAUUCUGCUUUAUAUAUCGCCAUCCUGUUUUCAGUGGCUGUGUUUGGCCCUGCGUUUGGAUAUCUUCUUGGCUCUGUGGUCCUGAGGAUGUUUGUGGACAUUGGAAGAGUGAAUCUUGAGCAUGUGGAUCUGACAGUAGCAGACCCUCGCUGGAUAGGUGCCUGGUGGCUUGGCCUUCUCAUUGCUUCAGGCUGCCUGGUGAUCACUUCUAUCCCAUAUUUCUUCUUCCCACGGGAAAUGCUGAGAAAUGAGAAGCCAUCACCGGAGCAGAAUGUCCUGAGAAAGACACCAGACGUUAAAGCAGAAGAAGGUUCUCUGACCAACUUUAUAAAGAAGUUUCCUCGGUAUUUCGCACGGCUGUUCACGAAUCCAAUCUUUCUGAUGUUGGUCCUGUGCCAGUGCAGUUUCUCCUCGGUCAUCGCCGCCUUGUCUACUUUCCUCAACAAAUUUUUGGAAAAGCAAUACAGCUCAAGCACUUCCUAUGCCAACUUUCUUAUUGGAGCAGUAAAUCUGCCAUCGGCCGCUCUGGGAAUGUUGAUAGGUGGAAUCAUUAUGAAGAGGUUUUGUAUCUCCCUGCAAGUCAUUCCUCGUUUUGCUCUGGCAAUCCUUCUUCUUUCCAUUAUGCUCUGUGUUCCUCUUUUCUUCAUGGGCUGCUCAACACAGGCGCUAGAGAUGGGAAUUACCAAGCACUCACCAAGUGGAAACACUCUCUCCAACUGUACCUCGCAAUGUGCAUGCCCAGAAUAUGCCUUCCAACCGGUGUGUGGGUCUAACGGAGUGGAAUAUCUGUCUCCAUGUCACGCAGGAUGUAGAUCACUCAAUGAAACAUCAUCAGAGAAACUUAGGAUGUAUCAGAACUGCUCUUGCGUCGCUGACAUUUCUGGGGAAGGGACGGCGAAGACAGGAUCCUGCCCUACUAGUUGCUCUCACCUUCUGCUGCCCGUCAUGUUCCUUAUCUCCUUUGCUGGUCUCAUUGCCUGUCUGACACACAACCCCCUGUAUAUGAUGGUGUUACGGGUUGUGCAACAGGAUGAAAAAUCCUUUGCGAUUGGAGUUCAGUUCCUUCUAAUGAGGUUUUUAGCCUGGUUGCCCGCUCCAGCGCUCUUUGGACUUGUCAUUGACUCAACUUGCCUUGUGUGGGAUCAAUCCUGUACCGGAACGAGAGGGGCGUGCAGAUAUUAUAAUAAUGAUCUUCUACGUAACAGGUAUCUUGGUCUACAGAUGGGAUACAAAAUUCUAGGGAUAUUGUUAUUGUGUGUUAUAGCCUGGAAGGUGAACAAGCGCAAGGAAUACAAUGUGCAAGAAAAAGAAUCUGGCAUGGCAUAGGCAUAAUACAGUAUCCAGAGACUCUUGGCUUCCAAUGUUGUACCCCACCCCAAAACUCUCUUCCUCAGGGAGCAGUCAAUACUCAUCAUUCCAGAGCCUCUUCUAUCAAUGCAAGUCACACCACCGAGGCUGAUAUUGGGCCAGCUGGACCCGAAUCACCCUUUCAAGGACAUAUUCGGGAUGGCAAGCCAAAUGUAGAUCAUGCAGCAUGUGUUAGGAAACCUUUUGUAUGAUGCAAUAUCAUGUAUAUACCAACAUGCUUUCCUACAGCUCUGCAUUCAAACACAGACUGAGAUGAAGUUCAGAACCCAAAUACAGUAUUUAACCCUUCUGCUAGAAGACUUUCAACCUUGGUUGUAUCUGCAAUCAAGCUACAGGAAUCACUGUUUCUGGUCCAAGCACCAUUUUUGUAUUAAUGACCUUUAUACCCCAAAACAAAUGCUACUGUACAGGAGGAUCUGAGACAAUUCCCCCUGAUAUAUUCAAGCUGAUUUACAGCAACUGUUGCUUUAAGACGUUCAACCUCAUCGUUGAGUGUGCUCCUAUAAGCUGAUUUAGGGAGACUCCGACUUAUCUAUUUUGCAUUGGACAAUAGGCCAGUAAAUAUCAUUGUAUCAUAAAUUUUCAUUGAAGAAUUUGUUUCUAUGAUUUCUAGCAAUCCUAUCAUUCAUUUAAAUAUGUGAUUUUUUUUUUGUAUCCACCUAUGGCUUUGUAUAUGAAAUUGCAUUUCCAAUUAACACUGGUAUUUAUACACAA